UGGCAGUGUGAAGCGGCAGCCGUUCACAAUCAAGUUACAAAUCAAUCGCCGAGGCCACAAUAGAAGAAGAAAAUACAAAGGAAGUGGAGAGGAGAGGCAAAAAGAUGGAAGGACCUCAUCAUCAGGAUCAGGAGGAUGCUAGAGAGACGGCGCCGCCAUUAUCAUCGCUUAAUCCGGCGCCGCCGGUGGUAUCUGCUGAAGAGAACGUGGAAGCACCUCAGGAUGAUCAGCAGCCGGUCGCUCAGGCUCCCAAAUGCAUCGAUGAUGGGGAUGACGAAUAUGAUCGUGGAGAACAUGAAGCCAUGCUUAGUGACACUGCCAAGAUUGCAACAGAAGCUCUGGAAUUCUACAACAAUAAGGAGGGUACCAACUUUGUGCUUCGGAAGCCCUUGCUCAGCUGGUGUAAUCUGUUCCCCGGUACUCUGGCCAUCCACGCCAACUUCAAAGCCUCCGGAGAACAACCCUCCCAGUCAGCUCUUCUUCUCCGAGACACUCAAAGUCUACCGCCAGCCCACCCGCAUUCUCAACUGUCUCAUCAUGGAUAAGCGUAGUACUGGUAUACGCACAGGUUGUGCACAUUGUCCGACCCACAUAUGCGGCACAACUUUCUACCAUCCUCCUAUGGGGAAUUCCGAGUAUGGCGAGGAUGAGGAGAAGGAUCAUGCAAGGUUUGAUUACGAUGAAUCGACCAGCUCAUCAGACGAUGAAGAGUAGCUACUAGCUAGGCCUUCGCUGAAUCCCCUUGCUGCCUGGCAGGCAAGUGGUGGUAGUAAUUUGUUCUCUCUCAAACAGGAUGAGGAAACUUCAGAUAUUGUCAUAGCAGCCAGUUCCUUUGAUGUAGAUGCUCUAUGUUCGCCUCACACAUGUUUGUUAAAAAGAAACUACUCAUUCAUAUGUUAAAUGUCAGCCAACGACCAUCUACAUGGUGUCGCCUCACUAACAACGAAUUUGAGUUUGAUGA
Molecule: messenger RNA, 961 nt
Organism: Linum tenue
Lineage: Eukaryota; Viridiplantae; Streptophyta; Magnoliopsida; Malpighiales; Linaceae
Source: the annotation of a GenBank genome assembly